Engraulis encrasicolus (European anchovy) is the source of this 465-nucleotide messenger RNA. Its product is annotated as C-C motif chemokine 18-like. Lineage: Eukaryota; Metazoa; Chordata; Actinopteri; Clupeiformes; Engraulidae. Gene Ontology annotation, cellular component: extracellular region. Bases 166 to 465 code for a protein of 99 amino acids. The transcript is spliced from 5 exons. Gene Ontology annotation, biological process: immune response. The record is from RefSeq and is a predicted model, not a curated record. Gene Ontology annotation, molecular function: chemokine activity.
UAUGAAGAAUGCUGUUUUAGUCAUAACAUCAAGUCAAUUCCUCCUAACUCUACAAAAGCCUAUAAAAUCACCCAUCGCAAAUUCCCACGCAAGGCGGUCAUCCUGCACAGUACUGAGAAUGUAAAGAUAUGUGCCGACCGAGACGUCAAGCAGAUCAAGGACAUUAUGGCCAGUGUGGACAAUGGGUGGGCUGACCAGAUUGCUGUCAAAUCAUUUGAUGGUACUGGACCAGAUGAAUGCUGUUUCCGUCACUACAGCGAACCCAUACCGGCUAAUGCACUUAAGGCUUACAAAAUUACCCAUCCAAGCUGCCCAAAAAUGGGUGUGAUCCUGAUCACUUUCAUGGACAAACACGUGUGUGCCGACCCACAGCUGAAGCAGGUGCAGGACAUUAUGGAUCGCCUGGACAAUAUGGCCAAACGGGUUUCAGGCCAUGUUGUUCGGUCCGGUGGAGGUGGACCCUGA